GCCAAAACCGCGACGGGUCAGCAGUAAAAUUUGUACAGACUGACCGCCGGUCAGUUUCUAAAAUAACGCGUAGCUAGCUGCAUAGCUUAUCGACGCUAUUUCUUGGCGUGUCUAUAUUAUUAACCACUGAGUGAAUUUUUUACACCGGGGAGAGAGAGGUUAAUAACUGGACUGUUUGUUUUUUUGUAUAAGGUUUGAUGUUUUUGAGGAAAAUGUUACAUUAUCAAAUUCAAUGUUUCAAAAACUCAUAAAAGUCUAAAUUGGACAUUCGAUUUUGCAAUAAUUUUUCCAUUAAAUCUAUACCUUAUACACAAAAGCUCAAUAAAAUGCAAACAUGACCGAAGAAGCCUGCACCAAAAUGUCUUCAGACGAAGACGUGGCCUUUAAAGUGCUCAACCAAGACAACCUACCCAUGGCAGUAAUGGGCGAAACCAUCUACAAACCGUUCGGUAACGAUCCGAAAAUCAAACCCAAUUUGAUAGUGCAUCCGACGCGAAGGGUGGUUACGAAUUUGGAAGAGAACAAGCAAAAGGGCUUUGCGAAAUCGCACGGGAGUAUUCCCGAUAAAAACGUCGGUAAAAGGUUGAAGAAAAAGUUGAGCCACUCGCACGGGCAAUUGAACCAUAACAACAGCAACGUGGGUGCGAAGAUUGAGGAGUUGAAGAAUCAGGUGGAUUCGAAAUUCACCAAAACCCUAGACGCCAAACUACGUCGUUUACAACGCGAAGAAAAGCACCAUCAGGCAAACAAAAAAAUAACCAACAAUUACCUGGACAAGCACCGGAAACCGUUUGUAACCACCGUACCGAAAGGUACCUUCCUAGAACCUCCUGUAGCUCAUUUACAUAAAAAGGAAGAAUGCAAAAAGCUUUUUACUUACGCUAGUCAACCUAGGGUGUUGAACAGAUCACCGGGGAAAUUUGUGCACGUGCAAAAAUGCACUGCGGCUUUCGCGGCAGCUAAAAUUGCUGGAGGUGUUGCUGGUUUCAGGUAUUUUGAUGAUUUAGCUGAUGCAGGAAAUGAAGAAUCGCAAUAUGGCAAUAUUAUGCACGACAAACGAGUGUUCCGAGGUAGCAAUUUUGCUCUACAACAUGUGCCCAAGUGGAAUCCUCAUUUUGCUUAUGCCAAACUACUAUCCAGAGAUGAAGGUGAUGGCGAUUCUGGAGCUUCCAGGGUAGCUGAAGCGAGACGAAGAGCCCUGGCUCGUAGAAAAGCCAAAAACCAGCAUUACAAACCCAACCAGCUGCGACUCGGAUCGCCUCCCCCAGUGGCUGGAAGGCGUCACGAAACUAUCCAAACUGAAGUCUAUUUGGAAGAACUCUUCGUCAAUCCUCCAGUCGAAGAUGUUUGCACCCAAACCGACUUGUUCGUCGAAAGACCGAUAUCGCCGUUUUAUGUGCCUGCUAAAACCGGUGCCGAUGUUGAAACUCAAAUAUAUCCUGGAGAUCUGUUUGAUUUUGAUAUGGAAGUCCAACCAAUCCUGGAAGUGCUUGUGGGCAAAACAGUUGAGCAAGCUCUAAUUGAGGUGUUGGAAGAGGAAGAAUUGGCUUCAUUGAGGGAGCAACAACGACGAUUUUUGGAACUGAGAGCUACUGAACAAGCAGAAGCUUACAGAUUAGAAGAAAGAGAAAAAAGACUGGUGAAAGAAAAAGAACGCAGAAUGGCAGAGCACGAAGAAGGUGUUAAAGUGCAAAAAGAAAUGGAAGAAAGAAUAGCUGGAGCUGUUCUAAUGCAAGGGUACAUGGCUGAUUUAUUACCUUCAGUAAUUGAAGGAUUAGAAGAAGAAGGAUUCAUGAUGGAUAAUAUUAAAGAAGAUAUUGACGAAUCCUUUAUGCCGUGGCUGAUUAAGGAAGUGACGCACGAAAUCCAGGAUAUGGUCAGCAGCAGAGACAUCUUGACUGAUCUUGUGAAAGAAAUCCUUGAAAACAGAGCAGAAAUCUAUAAGGCCCUCAAUAAAGAACCAUCAGCUGAAGAUACCGAAGAAGAAGGUCCUUCAGUUGAAGACAUGAUAUUGCAAGAUCAUUUGAGAUUGCGCGAAGAAAUUACCAAGACUCAAGAAGCUGAGGUUCAGCCUGAUGAGAAUCAAUAGCAGAUUGAUGAAGAAAGAAUUUACAAGUCCUUUAGCAGAGAGUACCUUAUCUGAGAAAAUUUUACAUAUUUUUAAACAUUAUUAGAAAAUGCACUUUUACAUACAAGAGGUAUUUUAUUGUAAAUAUUUGUUGCUGCGAAAUUCAAAUAAAUAUUGUUUUAUUUAA
Messenger RNA from Ceutorhynchus assimilis (cabbage seed weevil), 2255 nucleotides. The record is from the annotation of a GenBank genome assembly. Lineage: Eukaryota; Metazoa; Arthropoda; Insecta; Coleoptera; Curculionidae.